GAUUUGUCUAGGUCAGCUCUUCAACCGCAAAAACAAAAACAAUACCAUCCCUUCCCUUUUUUUUCCUUUCAUUUCCAUUUCUCUAAUUUUCAACCCAAUUACAAAUACAAUUCCUCUUCUACAUUUCAAAUUAGGGUUUACAAUUACACGAAUCUCUCCGUUUUAGGGUUUCCGGAGGAUUGCGGUGGUGAUGAGCGGUAACUAUAAUCUUGAUUUCGAAUUGAAUCAAUUCGAAGGCAUUGUUGUUAUUUGAAGAAGAUAGUGAGAGAAUAGUGAGGUCUAGUCGCACGAGUUUUGAGGGAAGAGGAUAAAGAUCGAGCGGCGGUUGGAAAUGAGCGCCUCUCGGUUCAUCAAGUGCGUCACCGUCGGCGAUGGUGCCGUCGGUAAAACCUGCAUGCUUAUUUCUUACACCAGCAACACUUUUCCUACGGACUAUGUGCCAACUGUUUUUGACAACUUCAGUGCAAAUGUAGUUGUGGAUGGGAGCACUGUCAAUUUAGGACUAUGGGAUACAGCUGGCCAGGAAGAUUACAAUAGGUUACGGCCUUUGAGUUAUCGAGGGGCUGAUGUGUUUAUUCUCGCCUUCUCUCUAAUCAGCAAGGCCAGCUAUGAAAAUGUCGCCAAAAAGUGGAUACCUGAACUGAGGCAUUAUGCACCUGGAGUUCCAAUCAUUCUUGUUGGAACAAAACUAGAUCUUCGGGAGGAUAAGCAGUUUUUCAUUGAUCAUCCUGGUGCACUACCUAUUACUACUGCUCAGGGAGAGGAACUGAGAAAACUUAUCGGAGCUCCUGCCUACAUCGAAUGCAGCUCAAAAACGCAGCAGAAUGUGAAGGGAGUUUUUGAUGCGGCCAUCAAAGUGGUCCUCCAGCCACCAAAGCAAAAGAAGAAGAAGAAAAAGGGACAAAAAGGUUGCUCAAUAUUGUGAUGAUCUAGGCCUAGGUUCGACAACGAGAAGCUUCCCUUUCAGCCACUCACUCACUGCAGUCAAUUAUCGCGUUGUUUCCUUUUAAUUUUAUGCCCUCGUGAAGAAGCAGGACCACCUUGUUGUAUAGUCUUGACUGACAUUUUAGGAAGUUUCUUUGGAAGCAUCAGAUUGUUUGUUUCUUAAUCUCAUGAUCUGUAAUUGUACUGUAUUUUCUUGUCGAAUAUCAACAUUUGUAUCUGUAUUCUUGUGUCUAAAUUUGUUUCAUGUAUUAACCGUAUUUGUUGUAGUUCCCUACUUUUAGAGAACUGUUAUUGGUCCAA
Mercurialis annua (annual mercury) is the source of this 1245-nucleotide messenger RNA. RefSeq names its product rac-like GTP-binding protein 5. Gene Ontology annotation, biological process: regulation of actin cytoskeleton organization; small GTPase-mediated signal transduction; cortical cytoskeleton organization. Lineage: Eukaryota; Viridiplantae; Streptophyta; Magnoliopsida; Malpighiales; Euphorbiaceae. Gene Ontology annotation, molecular function: protein kinase binding; GTPase activity; GTP binding. The transcript has 7 exons. Bases 332 to 925 code for a protein of 197 amino acids. The record is from RefSeq and is a predicted model, not a curated record. Gene Ontology annotation, cellular component: cytoplasmic vesicle; nucleus; cell projection.